AUGACUUUUAAUAAUAGUCGAGAAAAUAAACUUAAACGUAAAUUAUCACAAUCUUCAACAUCAUCAUCUUUAUCACAAUCAUCAGCAAAAGAGGACACGGAGCUGUUUAAUGCAAUUACUGUUCAACUUGGAGGAAAAUGGAAAGAAAUAUGUAGUCAGUCACCAUUAUUACAAGCUCGUGGAUCUGGAAUGAUUUCACAGCGUUGGAAAACCAAAAUUAGAUAUUUUGUAGGAUAA
Molecule: messenger RNA, 237 nt
Organism: Entrophospora sp. SA101
Lineage: Eukaryota; Fungi; Glomeromycota; Glomeromycetes; Entrophosporales; Entrophosporaceae
Source: the annotation of a GenBank genome assembly